Messenger RNA from Eruca vesicaria subsp. sativa (arugula), 849 nucleotides. The record is from the annotation of a GenBank genome assembly. Lineage: Eukaryota; Viridiplantae; Streptophyta; Magnoliopsida; Brassicales; Brassicaceae.
AUGGCGUCUUCAUCACGCUCGGAGAAACGGUGCCUCUACGAAGUUCUCGGUAUCAGCAAGGAAUCAUCGCCGGACGAGAUACGAUCCUCUUAUCGGCGUUUAGCUUUGCAGCGUCAUCCCGACAAGCUCAUCAAGGCCGGUGGAAUAUCAGAAGCUGAUGCCACCGCCCAGUUCCAAGAGCUCGUUCACGCUUACGAAGUUUUAUCCGAUUCCAAGGAGCGAGCCUGGUAUGAUUCCCACCGUUCUCAGAUUCUAUUCGCCUACGCCGGUGGCUCAAAACCUGGUGGAAUGCCUGGAGGCUCUGUUCCGGAUCUAUUCUCUUUCUUCUCCACCACUGUAUAUACCAAUUACUCAGACACUGGAAAAGGAUUCUACAAGGUGUACUUUGAUGUGCUCAACAGUAUUUACUUGAACGAGGUUAACUUCGCGAGGACGUUAGGGUUGAGGAUGGACUCUCUGAGAGAGGCUCCUGUCAUGGGGAAUCUAGAGAGUCCUUAUACUCAGGUGACGGCGUUUUAUAACUACUGGUUAGGGUUUAGCACUGUUAUGGAUUUCUGCUGGGUUGAGGAGUACGAUGUGAUGGCUGGACCUAACCGGAGGAUGAGGAGGAAAAUGGAGGAGGAGAAUAAGAAGGUGAGGAAGAAGGCGAAGAAAGAGUAUAACGAGACUGUGAGAGGCUUGGCUGCUUUUGUGAAGAAGAGGGAUAAGAGAGUGAUUGAUAUGAUGGUGAAGAAGAGUGCAGAGAUGGAGGUGAAGAAGGCGGAGGAAAGGGAGAGAAAGAAGAAGAUGGAUAAGGAGAGAUUGGAGAGAGCUAUGAAUUACGAGGAGCCUGAUUGGGCGAAGGCUUAG